Molecule: messenger RNA, 3147 nt
Organism: Thalassophryne amazonica
Lineage: Eukaryota; Metazoa; Chordata; Actinopteri; Batrachoidiformes; Batrachoididae
Gene: ercc4
Product: excision repair cross-complementation group 4
Exons: 11
Coding region: 73-2766 (897 amino acids)
Biological process (GO): resolution of meiotic recombination intermediates; nucleotide-excision repair involved in interstrand cross-link repair; double-strand break repair via homologous recombination
Cellular component (GO): nucleotide-excision repair factor 1 complex
Molecular function (GO): damaged DNA binding; single-stranded DNA endonuclease activity; single-stranded DNA binding
Source: RefSeq, a predicted model, not a curated record
CAGCUGAAAAAACAUAUUGAUCCGGUGCAGCUGUCGCGGUUCCGCUGGGCCUGUGGUUGUCGCGGUUCCGGGAUGGCGGGGCCGCUGCUGGACUUUGAGACCGAGAUGUUCCUGAACCUGUUCGGCUCGGACGGGCUGCUGGUGGCGGCGGAGGGGAUGGGCAUCGACCGCAUCCUGGUCCAGUUCAUGCGCGUUUACUCGGAGCGGGACAGUCUGGUUCUUCUGCUCAACACCACCACCCCGGAACAGGAAUAUUUCACCGAGCUGUUGCGCGUGGAGGGCGUGACCCACCUACCGAGGACCGUAACCAGUGACGUGCACAGCGCCGAGCGGUAUAACGUUUACACCGAGGGAGGGGUUCUGUUUGUCACCAGCAGAAUCCUGGUGGUUGAUUUCCUCACUGACCGCAUCCCGGCUCACCUCGUAACAGGUAUCCUGGUGUACCGCGCCCAUAAAAUCAUCGAGUCGUGUCAGGAGGCUUUCAUCCUUCGUCUUUUCAGGCAGAAGAAUAAAACGGGCUUCAUUAAGGCCUUCACUGACAAGGCCACGGCAUUCUCCUCAGGGUUCUGCCAGGUGGAGCGCGUGAUGAGGAACCUGUUCGUCAAGAAGCUCUACCUGUGGCCCAGGUUCCAGGCCUCUGUGAACGCGGCACUGGAUCGGCACAAACCGGAGGUGGUGGAGCUCCACGUGUCUCUGACGCCGGCUAUGAGGGCCAUCCAGAGCUCCAUACUGGACAUCAUGAGCGCCUGCCUGAAGGAGCUUAAACGCUACAACCCCACCCUGGAGGCUGAGGACCUCUCGCUGGAGAACACGCUCGGCAACGCUUUCGAAAAGACAAUCCGUCACUAUCUGGACCCUCUGUGGCACCAGCUGGGUGCCAAGACCAAAGCGCUGGUGCAGGACCUGAAGGUGCUGAGAGUGCUGCUGCUGUACCUGACACAGUAUGAUUGCGUCACCUUCCUCAAUCUGCUGGAGUCGCUGCGUUCCAGCCAGAAGGUCUUCGGCUCCAAUUCAGGGUGGCUGUUUCUGGACUCCAGUACCUCCAUGUUUGUGAACGCCAGGCGCCGAGUGUACCGCGUCCCGGAGAGCAAGAAGAAGCUGAAAGCAGGAGCCGAAGCUGAGAAGCCAGAAUCAUCAGAGGUGAGGCGGGAGCUGGUGCUGGAGAAGAGCCCAAAGUGGGAGGCGCUGACCGAGGUGCUGGAGGAGAUCGAGAAGGAGAAUACGAGCUCUCAGCACAAACCCGGUCACGUGCUCAUCUGUGCCAGUGACGACCGGACUUGUGCUCAGCUGCAGCAGUACAUCAGACGUGGCUCUGACUGGCUGCUCAACCGGCUCUACAGCCGCACCGUCUGCAAGCGGGAUCCCGUGGCUGACGCCGCCUUCGAGCUUGACUCGAACAGAAAGGGCAAGCGACAUCCUGACAAAAGAGCUAAGGGAAAGCAGCCUGUAUCAAAGACGGGCAAAAAACCUGCAAAGAGUAAAAGCAGACCUUCUCUGACCCUGACGCAGAUGAUGGGGAAAGAGGAGACGCAGGAAGCAGCGGCGAUGGGCAGCAGUGGAGAUGGCGAUAAUGAAGAAGAUGAUAUGAUGGAAGAAGGUGAAGAAGAACUGAAGUUGGAUUUGUCUUCUGAUGACUACUACGGCGUCCUAAAGGACCCGCUGACUGUUAUUCACCCUCUGAAGGGCUGCACUGACCCCCACAGUCUGACCCGUGUACUGCAUGAGGUGGAGCCCAGUUUCGUUGUGCUAUAUGACGCUGAAAUCAGUUUUGUUCGCCAACUGGAAAUCUAUAAGGCCACCCUGCCUGGAAAGCCUCUCAGAGUUUAUUUCCUCAUCUACGGAGGUUCGACAGAAGAACAAAAGUACCUGACUGCUCUGUCUAAAGAGAAGAAAGCUUUUGAACAUCUGAUCAGGGAAAAAGCCACCAUGGUCAUCCCGGAGGAGAGGGAGGGGCGGGAAGACACCAACUUGGACCUUGCUAGGAAUUUAGAUCCCGCCAAUGCCACCACCAACACCAGAAAAGCAGGGGGACAAGAGCAGCCCAAAGAACCUUCACGAGUCAUUGUGGACAUGCGCGAGUUCCGCAGUGAACUGCCCUCGUUGCUCCACCGCCGUGGGUUGGACAUCGAUCCCAUCACCCUUGAAGUCGGCGACUACAUCUUGACUCCGGACAUAUGUGUGGAACGCAAGAGCGUCAGCGAUUUGAUUAGCUCACUGCAGAGUGGCCGCCUGUACACCCAGUGCCUGUCUAUGACCCGAUACUACAGGAAACCCGUGCUGUUGAUCGAGUUCGACCCGGCUAAACCCUUCUCUUUGAUCGCCCGUUCCAGUUUCCACCAAGAGAUUUCAUCCAAUGACAUUACAUCAAAGCUAACCUUACUCACGCUGCAUUUCCCACGGCUCCGCAUACUGUGGUGCCCCUCACCGCACGCCACAGCCGAGCUCUUCCUCGAGCUGAAGCGUGGUCGACCUGAACCCGACGCUGCGGCGGCUCAGGCCGUCACAGCUGAGUCAGACGUGGUGGCUGAAUUCUCAGAUCUCUACAACCCCAGCCCAUAUGACUUCCUGUUAAAAAUGCCUGGAGUCAGUACGAAAAAUUACAAGGCCCUGAUAAAAAACGCAGACAGCCUGGCAGAUCUGGUCAAACUGAGCCAGGAAAAACUUACAGAACUACUCGGGAAUGCAACUAAUGCAAAGUUACUUUAUGAAUUUCUGCAUAAUAUUGCUGAUGUGUCUGCUGCUGUGCAGAAAACGAAAUGGACAUGAACAUCGGCAGCAGAAGCUUUGACUGUGGGGGGGAUUUGAAUGAAUAACAAAAACUGGUCACUGGACUGAGUAAAACUUUUAAUAUUAUACAAAAUGUAAUAGUAAAUAAAGUAAAAAUUUUGAUUUUGUCUCUUUUUUUUUGUUGUUUUGUUUCAAUGAGUUGUUUUACGGUUUGUUUGUUUUUUUUACCACUUAUUUGAAUAUUAUGAUUAUUAAUUAAUUCACUUGGUUUCUUUUGUCUGUUAAAGCUGAAAUGUGUAGCAUAAAUGUACAGAAUGAGCAACCAUUUUGUAUUGUAGUUUUACAGCCAUAAUAUUUGAAUUAUGAAAUAAUUUGUAAAGUGUAUAUUUUUACACCAUGGGGAUAUAUAUAUAUAUAAAA